AUGCUGAUGCAAAGGUUCUAUAAGGACCUCGGUCAAAUAAUGGAGGAACUGCAACUUAGGUCGAAAAAUGCGGUCUUCAACGAGUCAAGUGUGGAUGCAAAGGCUCUGAGGUACUAUAAUAGUUGCCUGAAGGCUCCCUCACAAACAUGGAAAAUGGAGCACCUACUAAAGUUAGCUCCUCCUGGCGAAGGACUCUCUUGGCCCAGUUUCACAAUACCCGGAACCGAAUGGCCAAAGGAUCGCUUUAAUUGGAUGGACACACUGGCCAUUUUGCACCGCUACGGCGUCACAGAUUUUUUAAUAAAACUGGAAGUCUCAACAAAUACGAUAUUCGGUAGAGAGCCUCAAUUGAAGCUAAGUAUUCCCAGCUUGGAGGAAGACUUAGACUCCAAGUUUUACAAAUCCAUACCUUAUACAAAGCUUCAAUUACUGGAAUCGCAAGUAAGAAACCUUAUAAAAUGGAAAGCUGACCCCAUGGAACCCUACCGAUAUAAGAGUGCACUAAGUAUUGAGUAUAUAACCGAUCUCGACUGGCAGAAGUUCAUCGAAUCCAUAGUUGGUCACCGCAUUUCACCUGAAUUCCCGCUGUUGGUCAACAACUUUAUCUACUUUGCGGCUUUGAAAAGACUGAUGGAUUCCACAGACCCCGAACUAUUGGCAAAUUAUUUUAUGUUCCGAUUUGUUAACCACUUGAAAAAAAACACUAUAAGUGGCGGAACUCCCGGAGACUGCCUGUGGAAAUUGAACCACCAAAUGGAGAUGGCCACGAAUCUGCUCUACAAGGAGCACUUCCAGGAUUCCGCGACGUUGCAGAAGAAUAUCCAGGAAGUUCAUCGUAUUUUUAACACAAUGCGUCGGCAGUUAAUUCUCCAAAUAAAUCGAAACCGAAUGGGACUGUCCUCCGAUCAAAAAGCAGCGGUAAUCGAAAAGGUUCAAGGUCUGGUUCUCAAUAUUGGCAAUAUACCAAGGGAUCUCGACCAUCGAAGCUUCGUUAAUGGAUACUAUGAGGAUAUAGAGAUUUCAUCGGAAGAUUUGGACUACGGACGAGUUCAACUUGAACUCCUGUGGUUUCGCAAUCGAAAGCUUUUUGAUGAAGUGCUGGAACCAUCAAACACGAAUCUCAAAAUAAAUAGGCGUUUUCGAGGUCCGACUAGUGCAUACUAUAUACAUGCCAAGAACUUCAUCGUAAUACCAUUUGCCCUCCUUCAGGAACCCUUCUUUAAUGCGGAGAGCUACGAUGUUUUCAAGUACAGUUUGAUGGGAUAUGUUCUUGGCCAUGAGUUAAUGCACUCCAUUGGCACACAUGGUAUCUACCGUGAUAUCCACGGAAAAUAUCUGAAAAUAGGCGAUGAUAUAUUGUCUUUGCCGCAAUUUAAGGAGGGCUUAAGUUGCAUGAACCGCGAUAAGACGGAAUAUCUUGAAGAGCGAUUGGCGGAUAUCGAAGGAGCUAAACUGGCCUACGCGACUUACUCCUCUAGAAAUACAAAAAACCUGGACAAAUUAUUUUUUCGUAACAUGGCCCAAUUCUUUUGCGAAGGUGGCCACUCCAAAAAUCCUGCUAUUUCACACGACGAACGUCCCGUCCGUUUACGGCACAUUUUGAAGAAUCUGGAUGCAUUUAGUAAGGCUUUUAAAUGUCCUUCGCAGCACAAAAAAUGUAAUCUGUGGUGA
Drosophila takahashii is the source of this 1671-nucleotide messenger RNA. RefSeq names its product neprilysin-11-like. Gene Ontology annotation, cellular component: plasma membrane. Gene Ontology annotation, molecular function: metalloendopeptidase activity. Lineage: Eukaryota; Metazoa; Arthropoda; Insecta; Diptera; Drosophilidae. The record is from RefSeq and is a predicted model, not a curated record. Gene Ontology annotation, biological process: proteolysis.